AUGAGUUCGCAGCAUUACAGUUUAAGAUGGAACAACCAUCAAAAUUACAUAUUGAAUGCCUUUGAUACACUUCUCCAAAGCGAAACACUCGUUGACGUCACUCUCGUGUGCGAAGAAACUAAAAUUCGGGCACAUAAAGUCGUUCUUUCUGCAUGCAGUCCUUAUUUUCAAAAGAUAUUUUCCGAAAAUCCUUGCAAGCAUCCGAUAAUCGUAUUAAAAGAUCUUAGAGGAUGGGAAGUACAAGCAAUUGUUUAUUUCAUGUACAAAGGAGAAAUAAGCGUUGUACAGGAUCAGUUACAAAAUUUAAUAAAAGCAGCAGAAUCGUUACAGGUUGGUAUCACUGAUGGACAAUUACCAUCAUUGAUCGUGAGAGGUUUGACACAACCGGAACAAAUUCCCGGAAGUAAAAAGGAUUGCGGUUUUCAAUCCAAUCAUCCAUUUUCACCAUCUCCGAGUUCCGGUAUGUACCAAACAGCCGACCGACUCUUUUCCACGUCGAUAGACAAAGAUUCCCUACCUUUGUCUCCUUAUUCUCCGACUGCAUCGUCUAAUUAUGAUUCACCAUUGAAAAUAACGUCUCUCUCGCAUCAUAUCACUCAUCCGUUCACUGAAAAUCCUUCCGAAUCUACGAGGCAAAAGGAAGAAAGGGAGAGAGAAAGGGAGAGAGAAAGAGAAAGAGAAAGGGAAAGAGAAAGAGAAAAAGAAAGAGAAAGAGAAAGAGAAAGAGAAAGAGAAAAAGAUAGAAGUUCUCCAAUACCUCGAAGAAAACAGGCUCGACCCAUGAGAAGAACCGGAGAACAACAACAACAACAACAACAACAACAACAACAUGCUGUACCUCAAGAUCUUAGCAAAAGAACUUGUUCGCCGGUUAAUAUAUCUCCCGAAAAUUUAUCGUUAAAAAAGUCAUUUACAAACAACAACAACAACAACAAUAGUAUAAGUAAUAACAAUACUAUUUGUAGUAAUAUUUUUAGUAAUAACAAUAACAACAACAACAAUAAUUUAAGCACAAACAACAACAACAACAACAAUAAUAAUACUAAUAAUAAUAAUAAUAAUAGUAACAAUAAUGUAUCAGAGCAAAGAAGUCAAACAGUCGCACCUCCAAGUCCGCCACCACAAAUCCCAACACCGGGAAAUACAAAACAAGAAAUUCAAAGCGAAUCCGAUAUUGAACCCCAAGAAAGAGACAUUUUAGAUAUGCAAGGAAUACCGGAAGAUUUUCUAAUGAAAACGGAAUCCAUUAAUCUUUCUUCUGCUCAUCCAUCGGAUCCCGCGUUGGACAAUCCAAAUUUUCUUCCUAUUCCUUCUUUAUCUGCUUUGUCAAUGACACCGCCACACAUUUUUGCUUUGGAUCAACAAUUGGGACUUUUUUCAAAUCUGGAUAACUGUAGGAAUCCAUUAAUUAGUGACUUACCUGAUCAUCGUAGCGAAAAUCAUAUAAUAAAUAAGAGAAAAAUGGGGAGACCUAAAGGACAACACAGCGCCCCGCGCGGCGGUCCGCCAAGAUCAUGGACAAAUGCUGAAUUGACGGAAGCACUUCAACACGUUUGGAAUAAAAAAAUGACGACGUCACAAGCAUCUAGAAUAUUCGGUAUACCGUACAACAGCUUACUCAUGUACGUUCGCGGAAAAUAUGGGAAAAGUUUAAAAUUAGAACAAUUAAAAAAAGACUGUUUGGGUGGACCCGGAGGACCGCUCGAUCUUUUAGGUUUGAAUCCCCCCCCGGGAAACAACAACAAUCAUCCCCCGGGUAAAGUCAAAACGGAAGAUUUAACACACGGACUGAGACCAUCCGAACACGACAUGUCUUUGCCGUUAGGAUUCAAUCCUUACGCGGCGGCAAAUUUUUAUCCGGAUUUCGGACCUCCGUUUCCGGUUCCCGUGAGCAUGAUACAUCAACUUCCACCGUUUGAUAAAAAGAGAGACUUGUUCAGUCAAUCCGAUAAAGGAAGAGAUAUGUUCGGUCACGAGGAAAAACCAAGAGAUUUAAUUAGUCAAGAUAAACCGCGGGAAAUUUUUCACCACCAACCGGAAAAAGCGAGAGAUCUCUUGCAACAAGCCAUGCAGUUACCACAAGAUUUAUCAUCACCGGAUUCUAAAGAAGAUGAUUUUCGAGGGCUCAGAUGCAAAUCGAGAGACAAUACGGGAAGCUCAUUAGAAUUUGUCAAUAGUUUUCAAAACAAUUGUUAUUAUUUUAUUUACUCUAUGAUUUCAAACUAUCAAAAAAGAAUAGAUUCAAAAUUUUAA
This is a messenger RNA of Pediculus humanus corporis (human body louse), 2253 nucleotides long. RefSeq names its product tkr, putative. Gene Ontology annotation, molecular function: DNA binding; protein binding. NCBI's taxonomy places the organism in Eukaryota, Metazoa, Arthropoda, Insecta, Psocodea, Pediculidae. The transcript has 9 exons. The record is from RefSeq and is a predicted model, not a curated record. Gene Ontology annotation, biological process: regulation of transcription by RNA polymerase II. Bases 1 to 2253 code for a protein of 750 amino acids. Gene Ontology annotation, cellular component: nucleus.